GAAACUUGGCAAAACGAGAAACUCCUUCUGACACGGAUACUGGAUAUUUGGAACCAGUCCGAACAGGGGAAACUGGACAGAACUCAUCAGUUUACAAUGAGAUUGAGCUGCAGCCCCCUCAGCCGCAUGUGUAUGACAGCAUUCUUGAUGCACCUGUACACAUAGACAAUGACUACGUUAAUAUUGGUCCAAAGGCAAAGGAGCAAAUGCCACACACCAACGGACAACAGAUGCAUUUAGACCAGCCAGAUAGCGUUCAAUAUGAUUACUCAGAUGAUAACCAUAUUUAUGAGAAACUUAAAAGACAUUGAACAUAAUGUUAACGAUUAAAAGAACCGUGUCUACAUGAAACAGUUGUCAUGAUAAUGCAAACUAAUAUGCAAUACCAGAAAAUAUCAAGAUAUGCAAAAAACUGAAACUUGAUAUACAAACAAGUUCAGUGAAAUACUGUUUGAUACUGAAUGAAAAGACUGUUCAACGAACACUUGGUAAAACAAUUAUAAAUAUGCAAGUCGAACGGCGUAGCAUGAGGUAAAAAUAAAAAAAACUUUCUGACUUAAUUAUUUAUCAUAGCAAACGAUCGGUAAUUGAAAUUGCCCGGUAUCUACAACUAUAUAUAACUACUUUUACAUGACAAUAAAUAACAAU
This is a messenger RNA of Owenia fusiformis, 648 nucleotides long. Lineage: Eukaryota; Metazoa; Annelida; Polychaeta; Sabellida; Oweniidae. The record is from the annotation of a GenBank genome assembly.